GCCUAAAUUGGUAUAUUUUCACACACCCCGUCCACCAUUGUCCCCCAAAAAUGAUGUCUCUCCUUCCUUCACUACUCUUUCUCCUACUAAUGACCAUGGCCGCUGCAGACCCACUCCGGCCAGGGUUUUACUCUGAAACAUGUCCACCAGCGGAAUUCAUAGUCAGAGAUGUGAUGAGGAAGGCCAUGAUUAGGGAACCAAGAAGCGUUGCUUCGGUCAUGCGCUUUCAAUUCCAUGAUUGCUUUGUUAAUGGUUGUGAUGCUUCUUUGCUGCUAGAUGAUACACCAAACAUGCUUGGGGAAAAACUAGCUCUUUCUAAUAUAAAUUCGCUAAGAUCUUUCGAGGUUGUCGAUGAGGUCAAGGAAGCCUUGGAGAAGGCCUGUCCAGGAAUAGUUUCUUGUGCAGAUAUCAUAAUCAUGGCCGCUAGAGAUGCCGUUGCUUUGACUGGAGGACCAGAUUGGGUAGUGAGGCUAGGAAGAAAAGAUAGCUUAACAGCCAGUCAAGAAGACUCAAACAACAUAAUGCCAAGCCCAAGAGCAAAUGCAAGUUCUCUCAUUGAUCUCUUCAGCCAAUUCAAUCUAUCUGUCAAGGAUCUCGUAGCCCUGUCAGGAUCACACUCUAUUGGCGAAGCAAGGUGCUUCUCAAUCAUGUUCAGGCUCUACAACCAAUCUGGCUCAGGCAAGCCAGACCCUGCCAUCGAACCAGGGUUUAGAGAAAAGCUUGACAAGCUUUGUCCACUUUGUGGAGACGAGAAUGUAACCGGAGAUCUUGAUGCGACACCUAGAUUGUUUGAUAACCAAUAUUUCAGAGACUUGGUUGCAGGAAGAGGAUUCCUGAAUUCGGAUCAAACCCUUUUCACAUUUCCUCAGACUAGAGAAUAUGUAAAGCUUUUUAGCAAUGACCAAAAUGAAUUUUUCAAUGCCUUCGUCGAGGGAAUGUUGAAGAUGGGUGACUUGCAGUCCGGGCAGCCUGGUGAGGUAAGAACCAAUUGCAGGGUGGUCAAUAGCCGGGCUGUGGAUGUAUUACUUGAAUCUUGAAAGAAGAAAUUUUAUUGCAUUUGACGCCAUUAAUAGAAAUAGAAAAUUUCGAGAAUUGAGAAUAUGACACAGCUAGAGAAUUCAUAUACUCAAAACUUGUCAUAUCACGUGUAGCUUUUCUCUGUUUUAUAGAUAAGGUUUCCUCGCCUAUCAUGGAAAAUUUCAUGCCCAAUCAAAUAAUCCUUGCUGAUGAAGGAUACCCAUCUUCAUUUCCACCCAAAAACCUAGAAAAACUUGGAGUGAUCAACACUCGUGCACUCCACUUCAACGAAUCCAAGGCAAAGGACGUGCGCUGAGGCAACCUUCAUCCGACAUACAAGCGUAUGUAUUGCACUUGCUACCAUAUUCCGACACAAAUCAAUUGUAAAAUUUGGAUCAGUGCUCUGACCUCUAUCUCCAUGUCUAAAUCAUAUAAUUAUCAAAUGACCAACGACCAAGUGUCAUAUUGCUCACAAUUUGAACCAAGAUCACUUGAUUGCCGAUUUCAGGGGAAAUUGCAGAAUUAAUGAUCUAGGAAAAGAUGCACAAACACCGAGCUUGAAUGUAGGAUUGAAAUUGUGUUCACAAGCAAGAGCAAUUUACAUUUAUUAGCAAAACCGAAAGUACCAUUAAAAUUUUCUUAAUUUAUUUGGCCUAAUAAAGGGUAUCUUCAAAAGCCAAAGAAAACAAGAUCAGCAACUUCACAUGCAUGCUAAAAACUCAACCCGUUAGCUUUGACCAACGUAGUAAAACUAUUAGAGGCGAAC
Molecule: messenger RNA, 1783 nt
Organism: Durio zibethinus
Lineage: Eukaryota; Viridiplantae; Streptophyta; Magnoliopsida; Malvales; Malvaceae
Product: peroxidase 17-like
Biological process (GO): response to oxidative stress; hydrogen peroxide catabolic process
Molecular function (GO): peroxidase activity; heme binding
Source: RefSeq, a predicted model, not a curated record